Panicum virgatum (switchgrass) is the source of this 759-nucleotide messenger RNA. RefSeq names its product auxin-responsive protein SAUR36-like. Lineage: Eukaryota; Viridiplantae; Streptophyta; Magnoliopsida; Poales; Poaceae. The record is from RefSeq and is a predicted model, not a curated record. The transcript has a single exon. The coding region runs from base 228 to 635 and encodes 135 amino acids. Gene Ontology annotation, biological process: response to auxin.
CAGCCUGAGUUGAUAGCUGCCCUUGAACCGCAUGCCUUCCUCUUUCAUCUCAGCUCACACCUAUAUAUCCAUCAGCUUAGCAAAAAUACUUCAUCAGUUCAUCAGCAACCUAUGCAUUACAUCUAGCUAGCAGCAGCUGAGUACCGACAGAAUAUUCUGUGAACAUUCAGCCAGGAAAGCAGGAAAAGCAACCAUGAUCACUGCCAAGUGCCAAGAGACUUGUUCAGAUGGCGAAGAAGUGGCAGAGAAUGGCCGCUCUGGCGAGGAAGCGGCUCACGUUGACACCAAUGAAAGAAGCUGAAGGAUCAUGCGGUACCUCAUCGUCCAUGGCCAGCAAGGGCCACUGCGUCGUGUACUUGGCCGAUGGCCGGCGAUUCCAGGUCCCACUGGCGUACCUUGGUACGGCGGUCUUCGGCGAGCUCCUAAUGAUGUCACAGGAAGAGUUUGGGUUCUCCAGCGACGAAGGCAGGAUCACGCUGCCCUGCGACGCUGCGGUCAUGGAGUACGUGCUGUGUUUGCUUAGAAGAAACGCCUCUGAAGAGGUUGUGAGGGCGUUCUUGAGCUCCAUGGUCAGGCCGUGCCACAAUGUCAGCGGCGUGGUGCCAUGCAACCAGCCGUUAGCUGUUUGUGUAUAGCCUAUUUUUAGCUCCUGACGCACUAUAACAUUUUUGGUUCAACCGGAUGUAAAGUUGUAGAAUCAUGUAGGAGAUUGAAAUCAUGAAAUGUUGUUAUAUCACAAGCCUCACUUAUCUUUGCGAA